Molecule: messenger RNA, 5692 nt
Organism: Nicrophorus vespilloides
Lineage: Eukaryota; Metazoa; Arthropoda; Insecta; Coleoptera; Silphidae
Gene: inaD
Exons: 30
Coding region: 295-5586 (1763 amino acids)
Molecular function (GO): protein binding
Source: RefSeq, a predicted model, not a curated record
UGGCCACCAGUUUCCUGCUGUACGUUUGGCGCGUCUAUCCUGCUUCAGUGUAUAUCCUGUACGCAUCAAACGCGAGCUACAAGUUCGUCACCCCGGCGACCAUUCGUCGUCCUGCCUACAAGUUGAUUCUGUGUACGCGCGCUCUUUCCACUAAAACGCGCCUUUUGUAAAACAGGCUCGUGCGAAUUCAAAUGAUGCUGAAGUAAUCUUGAAGGAUGAGAGCCGCCUCAUGUGGCUCCAGGAAGCAAUGAAUUUACAAUUUAUGAACUUCUAUUUUAUACGAGACUUAAUACUAUGGUGCUGAACACCGAUUGGGCCCAAGUCGAAGUUAUCGAUCUAAUCAACGAUGGUUCGGGUUUGGCAUUCGGGAUCAUAGGAGGCAGGAGUACAGGAGUCGUUGUCAAAACAAUUGUACCUGGAGGUGUUGCCGAUCGGGACGGUAGAUUGCAAAGCGGUGACCACAUUUUGCAGAUAGGUGAGGUAAACUUGCGUGGGUUGGGUUCUGAGCAGGUGGCUUCGGUUCUUCGUCAAUGCGGUGUGCACGUGCGGCUUGUGGUUGCAAGACCGGUCGAAUCCACUUCCACAGACUAUCAGACGUUGGGUAGCCAUGCGCCCAUUGUUCCAACGAAGAUCUUGGGCGAUCCAGUUGAACUCGACAAACAUCUCAACGAAAAUGGAUACUCGGACAUUUAUUUCCAAAAUCCGUCCAACUCUUACUCAACGCCUUAUAUAUACUCGGGCCAGCAAAGUGAUCUUCAACUUCAUACUAUUUCCGGAUUAGUGGACGUUGUUCGUAAUCCAUUGCCGAUUGGAACGGUUCCAACGUUACCUCCUCAAUCACUUCCGCCUGUGACUACCGUUGAUCUUCUCCCUCUAGAUAUGGCUCUCAGGGAUUCAUCACCGGAGACAGAGAUUUAUACAAUAGACUUAAUGAAAGAUGAGUUGGGAUUGGGAAUCACCGUCGCCGGUUACGUAUGUGAAAAGGAAGAAAUCUCCGGAAUAUUUGUUAAGAGCAUCAGCAAAGGAAGUGCCGCGGAUCUAACUGGAACGAUCAAAGUUAAUGAUCGUAUAAUUGAGGUUGAUGGAAAAUCUGUGCUUGGAUCAACAAAUCACCAGGCCGUGGAGCUGUUAAAAAGUACAGGAAAUAAAGUGAACAUACGCUUUGAAAGGUACCUAAGAGGUCCAAAAUAUGAACAACUGCAGCAAGCUAUAUUAGCCAACGAACUGAAACCUCCUUCACCGCCGUCACCGUCUGCCUCUUCGUUGCCUAAAAUACCUUUAAGUCUUGUACAUAUGAGCUCAUUGGGCAUUGAACCUGAUUACGAAUCUCGAACAAGUUUCGAUUUUGAUUCUGCCGUCCUUCAUGAUUUUGAGGCACCAUUGCAUGACCCCAACGAGAUUUUCAUUGAUACAGUUGAUGGAAGAUUGUCGAUGCAGUUUAGCAUUUGCAGUCAAGAGUCUAUCAAUACCAAAUGGCGUGAUAAACUUACAGACGAAGUGCAAAUUGUGAUUGCCGAAUUGACGAAAGAACCAACGAAUGGCCUUGGAAUUAGUUUGGAAGGUACAGUAGACGUGGAAGGUGGCCAAGAAGUUCGUCCACAUCAUUAUAUUCGGAACAUUCUUCCACAUGGUCCAGUCGGUAAAAAUGGAAUUCUUGAAUCCGGCGAUGAAUUACUCGAAGUCAAUGGUAUACAGUUGUUAGGAUUAAAUCAUGUAGAGGUAGUAUCUAUUUUGAAACAACUUCCAAGUUUAGUUGUACUAGUAUGUGCUAGAUAUUCUGUGCCAACUCGUAUUAUCGACACGUCUCAACAUCGUGAAGCAUUUCAAGCUCGAAAUAUUUUAGCGGGAAGUUUGAACGCAAUUAUGCAGAGUCCUGAACGUUUAGUCAAAGCCAAAUCGGAUACUUCGAUAGCGUCGAGUGUCCUUAGUGAGAGUUGCUGUAGUCGAUCUCGCUCACUAGAAUUGGUGGCUGGUUUAGCAAUGUGGACCAAUGAACCCACAAAUGUCAUAUUGAAUAAGGGCGACCACGGUCUUGGAUUUUCUAUAUUGGAUUAUCAAGAUCCGCUGAAUCCUCAAGAAACUGUGAUAGUAAUUCGUUCACUAAUACCAGGCGGAGUUGCCCAAACAGACGGUCGUCUAAUUCCCGGUGAUCGUCUUUUAGCUGUUAACGAUAUAGAUGUCGAGCAUGCGAGCUUGGAUAGAGCUGUGCAGGUUCUCAAGGGUGCCCACAAAGGACAAGUGAAGAUUACUGUUGCCAAACCUUUAUCCAACGACUCGAUUUCACACAACAGCCAAGAUACUGAAGAUGAUCAAACUUGCAUCGAUGAUUUUCAAGAGUGCAUCGAAGAAUAUCAAGAAUGCUUGGAAGUUGUGCAGAUAGCAAUAGAAGAAGACCGUUCGUUCAACUAUUCACCUUGCAUGUCACAAGUAGAAGAUAUUUGUGCAUCCAGCAAUGUUAUUCACAAUUUCACGAAGCGAGAGCCUGAAGUGAAAAACAGAAGCUCGUGUGAUACAAUUAGUACAAAUAUAGAAAAUAAUAAUUUAGUCAAUCAUAUCCUGAUAAAAUCAGAUACGUUGCCUAAAAGUGCUGAGGAUUCAGAGAAGGACGGUUAUGAGACGUGCUUAGAUGAGUCCUUCUCCGACGAGUUUCUCAAAAACGAUAAAACACCAACAAACUCUCUGAGCAAUCUAGUUAAAUGCGAAUCGAUGAUACAUUUUGCUGAAGAGGUCGAAUUAAACAAGCAAAAGCUGGAAAUAGAAUUGGCUCAAGUGGGAGAAGAGUUGGAAAGAAUAACGAAAAAAAAGGAAAGUCUGAAAAAGAAGGAGAAAAAAAUUGAAGAGAAAAAGUACCAAGUAGCAGAGCAGCACGAUAGCAAAGCUUUUUUAGAGAAAGGCAACGAUUUGUUUGAGGGGAAACAAAUAAUUAAAAUUGAUUUGGAUAUCUGCACGAAAACCAAUCAUACAAAUUCGUUGCCUUGCUUACUAUCGGAUUCAAAAUACGAACAUCAAGACGAUGGACUCAAAUCGUACGACAAUACCCAUGACUCGAUACGCGAAGAUGAGUUUUUUCUAGUGCAAUAUCCUGAAGAGAUACCUGAAAAAUGCCAUAGUGAACCGAACGUGUUGGAGAGAUUAAGCAAUACUACUUACAGAUACAAAAUCGAAGAAUAUUACAAUGACAUAGAAGAUUGCUUGGAGGCGUUUCGAGAAGUCAAAUUGAAAAGUAAAGAGAUUGACGAUGAUUAUAUUUUCAACGAGAUAAUGCUAUCAAUACGUAGUAAAUCCGCCCCAGAUAUUCUCGACAAUUCUUUUAUUACCUUGACUUAUGACCCAGGACCUGACCGAGUGCGGAGAAAAUCUGAAUUUCUUCACGGUAUUUGCAAUAUAAGUGAAGAAGACCGAUCAAAUUUUAGUAAACUAAUAGAUGAUAGAACGGAUGGAAUCGAGAGUUCAGAAUUUAGCAAAAUGCUGGAGAAACAUUGGGGACCAGAAAGAAUCGUUGAGAUAAGUAGAAAACCAAAUACCAGUUUAGGAAUUAGCAUAGUUGGUGGAAAGGUUGAUUUACAUCACGAAGAUAAUUCGGAGACGAUUUUAGGAAUUUUCAUUAAAAAUGUAGUACCUGACAGUCCAGCUGGAAGAAGCGGUCAAUUGAAGACUGGUGAUCGUAUUUUGGAAGUUUGCGGUGAAAACUUAAGAAAUAUUAAUCACGAAAAAGCGGUGGAGGCUAUAAAAUAUGCGAAUAAUCCAGUAACAUUUCUAGUGCAAUCUCUCAUCGGUCAGGUAGAAUCGAAUAACAUUCAGUCGCAGAAACCAGUGGAAAAUUCGUUACAAUCCUCAUCACAUCAAUCUUCACUGAAGAAACCGCAGAUCAACAACAUCGACACCUCGGUUCCAAUUGUAAAGGAAAAUUCGACGCUGAUCAAGCAAAAAUCGGUUGAUUUUAACGAUGCUGUUGACGUUAAAAAUGAAGAAACAAUCGUUGCUGAUUCACCCGAAAAGAAACAGGUUGAAAGAUCAAAAUCAUACGAAUCCAGCGAUGAAAGUGAUGACGAUGAAGAGGAUACACGAGAAUUGGAAGGAAGGACGGUUUCCAAGCAAGGAGAAGAGAUCGAUCGAGCAUCAGCUGCUAAUGUCAAAAGAACUAAAGAAGAAAUCGACGCCGACGAAGAAGAUGAAGACGCUUUUGGAUACACAUUUAAUAAAGUGAAGAAAAAGUAUUCGAAUUUGGGACAUUCGAUCCUAAUGGUUCAGUUGGAGAGGAGCGUCGGUCAGGGCCUGGGCCUAAGUUUGGCCGGCCACAAGGACCGCAACUGCAUGGCCGUCUUCGUUUGCGGAAUUAAUCCGAUGGGAGCGGCGUAUCGCACCGGAGGCAUACAAGUCGGUGAUGAGAUACUAGAGGUGAACGGCGUUGUGCUUCACGGGAGGUGUCAUCUUAAUGCGUCGGCCAUCAUCAAAGGAUUAUCUGGACCAAUAUUUAAAGUUAUUAUACUAAGACGAAAGGCAGCCAUUGAUGACAUCGCCGUACGACCCAUAACGCAAUUUCCCGUUUCGCUCGCCGAAGAGGCUUCCGAGGAAUCGUUUAGUAACUAUCCAAAUGUCAGAACGAUAUCUAUUAAGAAGGGAAACCAGAGUUUAGGAAUAAUGAUAAUUGAGGGAAAGCAUGCGGAAGUUGGUCAAGGAAUUUUCAUAUCGGAUAUACAGGAAGGCAGCUCUGCGGAAAAGGCUGGACUAGAGAUCGGUGAAAUGAUACUGGCAGUUAACAAAGAUUCCCUCCUAGGCUCCAACUACGAUACUGCCGCCAAUCUGUUGAAACGAACGGAAGGUUUAGUAACGCUUGUGGUCUCCAAUCCGGGAAAGAAGCCGCCUCCCGCUACGACCUCUGGAGCGACAACGGCUCAAACCACAAGCCCUUCUUCGGCCGAGCUCGAAAAGAAUGCUUCUUCACAAAACCUCAAGCCCGGAACUGCCUCACCCAGGCCUUCAACGCCGAUACCAGAGCCACCGACUGACCCAGCUACUUGUCCCAUAACCCCGGGCCGGGAAACCACAAUCGAAAUCAACACCGAUAAUAAAACACUAGGCAUUUGCUUCGUCGGUGGAAAAGAUACUUCCAUACAGAAUGGUAUAGUCAUAUCGGAAAUAUAUAAAGGAAGUACAGCCGAAAAAGAUGGUAGACUUCAAUCUGGAGAUCAGAUUAUGGACGUAAACUCUACACCCUUAAAGGAUGUUACGCAUAGUUCUGCGUCACAAUCACUAAAACAGACACUGCCAAAAAUGAAAUUGCUGAUUUACAGACCAGAAAAGUUGGAAUUUCAAACGAUAGAUACUGAAUUAGUGAAGAAGCCUGGUAAGGGACUCGGUCUAAGCGUCGCUGUCAGGAAAACCGGCAAAGGAGUCUAUGUAAAAGAAAUCUUGAACGGUGGAUGUGCGGACGUUGAUGGUAAAAUAAUGAAAGGUGAUUUGUUAGUUUCAGUGAACGGACAAAAUAUAGAUGAGUGCCCCGGAGAUGAAGCCGGCGCCGUCUUGAAAACCGCCACCGGCAAAGUAACACUGAAAUUGCAUAGAUACAAACCGGCGCAAACCUAAUUUAAUUGUACAAAACGUAUUUAUUUAUUUAUUUAGAUGUGGUGAUUUAAAAUUGGUGUAGUGAAGUGACUCCUAUAUAAUUAUAUAAGAAUGUAUUCAUCGUUCA